Aspergillus pseudotamarii is the source of this 1811-nucleotide messenger RNA. RefSeq lists its product as uncharacterized. The record is from RefSeq and is a predicted model, not a curated record. The transcript is spliced from 3 exons. The coding region runs from base 256 to 1239 and encodes 327 amino acids. Lineage: Eukaryota; Fungi; Ascomycota; Eurotiomycetes; Eurotiales; Aspergillaceae.
UUUUAAUUCCCUCUUCCUUUGUUCACUCGGUAGACUGCUCUGUACAUUCUCUACAUUCGCUCUCUGUGUUAAGAGACCAUUCGUUUCACUACCCAGUCAUUCUUUUACAUUGCGAAUAGAUUUCGCAUCCCACUCUCGUUACUUGACUAGCGCAGUCUCCCUCUGAAGAGAAGGAAACACACAAAAAAUCUCAAUAUCAAAAUCCAUAUCUAUCGAUAUUAAAGACAUUGACUGUCAUCGUACAACUUCAACAAAAUGCAAUUGAACAACAAGAUCUCCGUCGCUCUGUUGGCCGCUCUGGCUGCUGGUUCUGAGGCCAGCCAUGCCCGCAACCACAAGCUCUUCCAUGCCAGGAACGUCAACUCGACGGUGUCCACCUCAUCGGUGUUUGUCUACCCGACCCCGUUGUUGACCCCCAGCUCUUCCGUGCCUGCCUCGUCUUCUCCUGCUGGUUCUUCCCCCGUUGCUUCUUCGGCUGCCGGAUCUUCCUCCAUCGCCGCCUCUUCAACCUCGGAUGCCAGCUCGUCUGUCAUUACCCAGGCUCCCCCUCUCAGCACCGGUGUCCCUGGAUCCUCUGGCGCCGGCAAUGACAACACUGGAUCGGCCACUGAUAUCACCAUCACUUAUACCCUCGGUACUGGUACUACUAAGAGUGUUGUCACGACAACUAUCCACAAGACCGCCACUAAUACCGAGACCAUCUACACUAAGAGCCCUGCUGUUCCUUCUGCCGGUAGCGAGGAGCAGACCACUACUCUCCACUCCACGUCUACUUCUACCCUCACCGUUGUAGAUGUUCCUACUUCUUCUGCUGCACCUGGCAACGCUGGCAACGACGGUAGCGAGGCUUGUACCGGACAGGCCACCGUCACCGUUACUGCCACUGUCACCGAGACCGUCACUGGGGCUCCUAGCGCUACUGCUAAGCCCGGUGAUGACUACACCAAGCCCCAUGACCAGGACCACCAGGAGAAGCCUGGAAACUCUGGAAAGCCUGGCAAGAACAGCGGUAACAACGACGAGGAUGAGAAUGACCAGGGCGAGAACAACAACAACAACAACGACGACAACGACGGUGCUGAGAGCACCAAGGCUCCUCUCCCUGUCCCUACCCACACUGGACGUCCUCCGUUCGGCAACGGCACCCUCCCUAUUACUACCAGCGGCGUCGCCAAGCCCACUGGCUUCUUGACCAGCAGCAAGCACGCUUUCCCCACCAACUUCCGUCGCUCUCAUUAAACCAAUGGAUCGCACGACGACCUCACUGGUCCCCAGAGCAUGGAUAUGACCGUCUGUAACUAAAGAUUUCAUUUCGUGGCGAACCGCGCGCUGGCACUAUACCUUAUGAGGGAGAUGCUGUUUUACUUCUGGUACAAACUUGAUUUAGACAUUCUUACAUACCUUUCUUCACCUAUCUGGCAGGGCAACCUGACCGGUGGUUCUUCGCUUCUUGCAAAUGGGAUCGAGCAGGUCCUACUUUAACCAACAAAGCUUUCUUCUUUUCUACCUUCUGUCUCUCCCCUCGUGGUGCACUUUCUUGAAAUCUUUGUAUAUCGGAAUGGCCCUCUACGGUCCACUGGGGUUACGGUCAAACAACACAAAGGGGACACCAGUGAGAAGGGGAAAGUCGUAUGCCGGAGUUGGGUCUGUACAAAAGAUUCUUUGGCCGACUACGGGAGUAAGACGUCUGAACCAACCUGCGACGCCAAAAAAGAAACAUGAUGAACUCUAUGGAUAUGGAUAUGAGAGCGAAUUAUUCCGAUAUGUAUCUCCUCUAUGACAGAAAUCCACAGGCUUGGGUUAAGUUUACA